Colletotrichum phormii is the source of this 1623-nucleotide messenger RNA. RefSeq names its product amidohydrolase family-domain-containing protein. Bases 1 to 1623 code for a protein of 540 amino acids. Gene Ontology annotation, molecular function: hydrolase activity, acting on carbon-nitrogen (but not peptide) bonds. The transcript has 4 exons. Lineage: Eukaryota; Fungi; Ascomycota; Sordariomycetes; Glomerellales; Glomerellaceae. The record is from RefSeq and is a predicted model, not a curated record.
AUGGAUCUGGAAGGCGGUAUGGGCACUUACAAACGGCCCUUUCACAUAUACCACUUCUGGGAGAUUAACUCCUUUGCUUACAUCAAUGGCCGGGUCUACACCAUCGACAAAUCGAGGCCUUGGGCCGAAGCCUUCAUUGUCGACUCGCAAGGAACUUCCGAGGCUGUUGGUACGAAUGAAGAGAUUGAAGCAACUGCUCUUCAAAGGAAGCUCGUCACUUAUAACCUCCGAAACAAGUUCAUCAUGCCCGGUAUUCACGACGCUCACACGCACCUUCUACAAGCUAGCAUGCAGCGCCUAAGCGAGAGUUCAAUCAGUUGCUGUGCAUGCGCCUACUCAAAUAUAUUUGGAGACUGGGUCGUUGGAAACUUCUACCAGGUGGCACAGUUCCCAGAUGGAAAUCCUGAUCGCAAGUACCUAGACGACCUGUACCCAAAUACGCCAGUCAUUGUGCGUGAAGUUCCUGUCCACCGCAUCUUGCUCAACUCUGAGGGGUUGAGAAGAUUGAGUCUCGACCGAAACGUCAAGGACCCCCCGGGAGGCUACUACAUACGCCGCGCUGAUGGAGAGUUGACUGGCGAAGUGGUGGAGACUGCUCAGGAAGCUGUCUGGAGAAGCCUUCCAAUACCGCCAUUGCGCUACGUCAAAGUAGCUUUGGAGCAUGCCAUCCGAGAGUGCCAUCGUUACGGCAUUACCUCUGUGCAGGAAGCAACGGCUACUACCGCUUACUUGCAUGCUGUUAAGGAAUUGGAGCAAGAAAACGGCCUUCAUCUGGACAUAAGCACGCACAUCGUUGCUGGCCAGGGUAUUGGACCCGAUUCCAAAGAAACGUUGUCUGCUCUUAUUGAUAUCGCGGAGGCAUUCAGUAGCAAGCAUGUGCGAACAAACUUUAUCAAGCUUUUCCUCGAUGGCGCACCGCUUCCGCCAGAAUUCACCCAAUGCGAUCUUGAUGAGGGUAGAAAUGCCAACAGCAAGAUUCUCCUGGGGUUUUCUGAGCUCCAGGAACUGCUUGUCAAGUACGACUCGAAGGGCAUGACGUGUAAAAUCCACGUCGCGGGCGAAGGAAGCGUGCGAAGAGCUUUGGACGUUUACACUGAAGUGAGAAAAAGAAACCCGAAUGGGCCAAAACACGAAAUCGCUCACUGCAAUGCAAUACACCCAGAUGACAUCCAACGUAUUAAGAGGCUGGAUUUGACAGCAGAGAUGUCUCCAGCUAUGUUCCACAAUGACAUUUUUCAACAGCUACCCCACCUAUUCAAGUGGCCUUUCAAUGACGUCCUUGCUAGCGGUGCCAGGAUGACAUUUGGGUCUGAUUGGAUCUUGACUCCGACCCCGAGUCUGUUCGACUCACUCGCUCAUAUCGUAGAAACCAUCAAGGAGCCCGAUAUUGAGAAUCAUGUCAACAAGACUGAUAAGCAAAUUGGCGGGGAGCUAAUUUGUCGCGCUAUCACACUAGGAGGCGCUACCGCUGUCGGUCUUGAUCGUGUCGCAGGAAGCAUUGAGGUCGGAAAGAAGGCCAAUUUCAUUUCUGUGGAUCGAGAUCUGAAUGUUGGGGAAUUCGCGGGUGCAGAGGUUCUGACAACCUGUUUUGAGGGUAAAACUGUCUUUGAUUUUAAGAAGUAA